Morus notabilis is the source of this 3890-nucleotide messenger RNA. RefSeq names its product DNA-directed RNA polymerase III subunit 2. NCBI's taxonomy places the organism in Eukaryota, Viridiplantae, Streptophyta, Magnoliopsida, Rosales, Moraceae. The record is from RefSeq and is a predicted model, not a curated record. Gene Ontology annotation, molecular function: ribonucleoside binding; DNA binding; DNA-directed RNA polymerase activity. Gene Ontology annotation, cellular component: RNA polymerase III complex. Gene Ontology annotation, biological process: DNA-templated transcription. The transcript is spliced from 39 exons. Bases 131 to 3589 code for a protein of 1152 amino acids.
CCUUUCAGAAAAGCCCAGCGAACCCAAAACUGCCCGCGCGCAGCAACGCCCAACCCAGCUCCGCCCGCGCUCCGUCCUCUUCUCCGCCGUCAGAAACAGAAUACCUUAUUGUUAUUGUAACUUUUGCACAAUGACUGUCCAUGGAGACUCGUCCAUUACAAGUGACGGCACAAUCCUGAGCCCCGCUAUUGAUAAGCAAUUCCUGGCUGCUCCAAUCAAAAGAGCGGUCGACAAGUACCAGCUUCUCCCUGAAUUCUUAAAGGUGAGAGGUUUGGUAAAGCAACAUUUGGACUCAUUUAAUUAUUUUGUCAACACGGAAAUCAAGAAAAUUGUGCGCUCCAACAGUCGCAUUGUGUCCAGUGUCGACCCGAGUAUAUAUCUCAGGUUUACUGAUGUUCGAAUUGGUGAGCCUUCCGUCACAAUGGAUGGUGUCAGUGAAAAGCUUGAUCCCCAAACGUGUCGAUUGUCUGAUCUGACGUACGCUGCUCCCAUUAAGGCGGAUGUCGAAUAUAUUCAUGGAAGUCAUAACCAAAAAAUUCAAUCAGGGAAGACUGAUGUUGUUAUUGGAAGAAUGCCUAUCAUGUUAAGGAGUUGCUGUUGUGUCUUAUAUGGAAAAGAUGAAGCUGAACUUGCAAAACUAGGUGAAUGUCCACUUGAUCCUGGGGGAUAUUUUAUUGUCAAAGGAACUGAAAAGGUUCUUCUCAUACAAGAACAACUUUCUAAAAAUAGGAUCAUCAUUGACACUGACAAGAAGGGAAACAUAAACGCAUCUGUUACGAGCAGCUCCGAAGCAAUAAAGAGCAAAACUGUCAUUCAGAUGGAAAAGGAGAAAUUGUAUUUGAUGCUUAACCAAUUUUCUACCAAAAAGAUUCCUAUUAUGGUGGUCAUAAAGGCCAUGGGAAUGGAGAGUGAUCAAGAAGUAGUACAAAUGCUUGGAAGAGAUCCUCGGUAUAGUGCUCUUCUUAUGCCAUCUCUCGAGGAAUGUGGUAAGGAAGGCAUAUACACACAAGAGCAGGCCUUGGGCUAUCUAGAAUCAAAGGUGAAAAAACCCAUGUUCCCUAGUGCCUCAUCUGAAAAGGAUGAUAGAGUGAUGGCAAUACUUAAAGAUGUGUUCCUCGCAAAUGUUCGGGUGCAUGGUAAUAACUUCCGCCCGAAAUGCAUAUAUGUUGCUGUAAUGAUAAGACGCAUAAUGGAUGCGAUCUUAAACAAGGAUGCAAUGGAUGACAAGGAUUAUGUGGGGAACAAGCGUUUGGAAUUAUCUGGUCAGCUUAUUUCUCUACUUUUUGAGGAUUUGUUCAAGUCAAUGAUUACUGAGGUUAGGAGGGCUGUGGACAAUAUUUUAUCAAAGCCGAGCAGGUCAAGUCGGUUUGAUUUUUCUCAGUAUAUAGUCACCGAUAAAAUAACAGUUGGCCUUGAAAGGAGCCUUUCUACUGGAAAUUGGGAUGUUAAACGGUUUAAGAUGAACCGGAAAGGCAUGACACAGGUGUUAGCUAGGUUAUCCUUUAUAGGUAGUCUAGGUCAUAUGACCAGAAUCCUACCUCAAUUUGAGAAGUCAAGGAAAGUAAGUGGUCCAAGAGCAUUGCAACCUAGUCAGUGGGGUAUGCUUUGCCCUUGCGAUACUCCUGAAGGUGAAGCCUGUGGACUUGUGAAAAAUUUGGCUCUUAUGACUCAUGUGACAACUGAUGAAGAGGAAGGCCCGUUAAUUACUCUGUGCUAUACUUUGGGUGUUGAGGACUUGGCAUUUCUCUCUGGAGAAGAGCUUCAUGCACCAAAUUCCUUUCUUGUUAUAUUCAAUGGGCAUAUACUUGGUAAGCAUCGGAGGCCACAGGCUUUUUCUACGGCAAUUAGAACGUUGCGUAGAGCAGGAAAAGUUGGAGAGUUUGUAAGUGUCUUUGUCAAUGAAAAGCAGCGGUGUGUAUACAUUGCUUCUGAUGGAGGUCGAGUUUGCCGUCCAUUGGUCAUUGUUGAGAAAGGCAUGUCAAAGGUCAAAGAACAUCAUAUGAAGGAGUUGGCAGAUGGAGUCCGUACGUUUGAUGAUUUCUUGCGGGAGGGAUUGAUUGAGUACCUCGAUGUUAAUGAGGAAAACAAUGCUUUGAUUGCAUUAUACGAAAAAGAUAUUAAACCAGAAACAACCCAUCUUGAAAUAGAACCCUUCACAAUCUUGGGUGUCUGUGCCGGACUGAUUCCGUACCCUCAUCAUAACCAGUCUCCUAGAAAUACCUAUCAGUGUGCUAUGGGAAAACAAGCUAUGGGAAAUAUCGCAUACAACCAGCUGUGUCGGAUGGAUACUUUACUUUACCUAUUAGUCUACCCUCAAAGACCACUAUUGACGACAAGAACAAUUGAGCUGGUUGGCUAUGAUAAACUCGGAGCAGGGCAGAAUGCAACUGUUGCGGUAAUGAGUUACAGUGGAUAUGACAUAGAGGAUGCAAUAGUCAUGAACAAGGCUUCUCUAGAUCGUGGUUUUGGCCGUUGUAUUGUCAUGAAAAGGCUCUCUGCCAUCAAUCAAAAGUAUGACAAUAACACACAAGACCGGAUAAUUAGGCCUGAUAGAGAAGGAAGUGAUGCUGCGAGGAUGCAGGUAUUAGAUGACGAUGGUCUUGCUGCGCCUGGUGAAAUUAUUAGACCAAAUGACAUCUAUAUCAACAAGCAAUCACCUAAAGUUACAAAGGGGCCAAUGAGGACUGGAUUAACAGAUAGUGACUAUAAGCCUGCUUGUCAAACAUUCAAAGGUCCCGAAGGAGAGUCCUGCGUUGUGGAUAAAGUAGCACUUUAUUCUGACAAGAAUAAUAACUUGUGUAUAAAAUUCUUGAUUCGGCAUACUCGUAGACCAGAGGUUGGUGAUAAAUUCAGUAGCAGACAUGGACAGAAAGGUGUUUGUGGCACCAUUGUCCAACAGGAAGACUUCCCAUUUACUGAGCGUGGCAUUUGCCCUGAUCUAAUCAUGAAUCCUCACGGAUUUCCAAGCCGAAUGACUGUCGGCAAGAUGAUAGAGCUUCUUGGGGGCAAAGCUGGAGUUUCAUGUGGCCGAUUCCAUUAUGGUAGUGCCUUUGGGGAGCCAAGUGGUCAUGCAGAUAAAGUGGAGGAUAUAAGUAAAACACUUGUGGAAAAGGGGUUUAGCUACAGUGGCAAGGACUUCAUAUAUUCAGGUAUUACAGGGUGCCCACUACAAGCGUAUAUUUUCAUGGGACCGAUAUACUACCAGAAGCUAAAGCAUAUGGUUUUGGACAAAAUGCAUGCUCGUGGUAGUGGUCCUCGAGUCAUGCUAACAAGACAACCAACUGAGGGGAGAGCUCGGAAUGGAGGUUUACGUGUAGGAGAAAUGGAACGUGAUUGUUUGAUUGCGUACGGAGCGAGUAUGCUGAUUUUUGAACGCCUCAUGGUUUCCAGUGAUCCUUUUGAAGUUCAGGUUUGCAGAGUUUGUGGUUUGUUGGGGUACUACAAUCAUAAGCUUAAAACCGGAAUUUGUUCAUCAUGCAAGAACGGCGAAAAUAUAUCUACCAUGAAGCUACCAUAUGCAUGCAAGCUCCUGAUUCAGGAACUCCAGUCGAUGAACAUUGUUCCUCGAUUAAAACUAGCUGAGGCGUAACGAGGUUCGUUUGCAUUUGCUUGGAGACGCUCUACGAUAAGUUUUUUUUAUAUUUUAUUUUUUUCCAGAUAGCUGUUGAAAUAGAGGAGGCAACAGAGUCAUGUGCUGAAAAAAAAAAGACAAAAAGAAAGGAAAAAAAAAGAAAAAAGAAAGCAAUGAAUCACCUGUAAGAUCUUGUACAUAAUAGUUAACUGGAAUUUUAUUUAUAUUAGAAUAAAAACCCCACUAAUGUUGGGGAGCCAGAUAUAUCAGUUACAUUCAAGGUGGACAAUUCAAUAUUACUAGCUUCUUUUUAUUAUUA